This is a messenger RNA of Lampris incognitus (smalleye Pacific opah), 1177 nucleotides long. RefSeq names its product myosin, light chain 1, alkali; skeletal, fast (gene myl1). Gene Ontology annotation, cellular component: myosin II complex; contractile muscle fiber. The coding region runs from base 102 to 692 and encodes 196 amino acids. Gene Ontology annotation, molecular function: calcium ion binding. The record is from RefSeq and is a predicted model, not a curated record. The transcript has 6 exons. Lineage: Eukaryota; Metazoa; Chordata; Actinopteri; Lampriformes; Lampridae.
ACUUCGUGCUCCGAGUCCCCUCCACUUUGUGCCGCACCCCUUGUGUCGUCACCUGAAUCGGGAAUUGUCCGCCUUAGGGUAGAAACCAAGCACCUGUUACAAUGGCACCCAAGAAGGACGCUAAGGCCCCCGCCAAGAAGGCCGAGCCCGCCAAGAAGGCCGAGCCUGCACCGGCACCGGCACCCGAACCAGCACCCGCACCUGCCGCCCCCCCCGCGGUGGACCUGUCCGCCGUCAAGGUUGAGUUCACCCCAGACCAGUUGGAGGACUACAAGGAGGCCUUCGGUCUCUUUGACAGGGUGGGUGACGCCAAGGUGGCCUACAACCAGAUCGCUGACAUCAUGCGCGCCCUGGGACAGAACCCCACCAACAAGGAGGUGAAAACCAUCCUGGGAAACCCCUCUGCUGACGACAUGGCCAACAAGAGAAUAGAGUUCGAGGCUUUCCUGCCCAUGCUCCAGACCAUCGUCAACAGCCCAAACAAGGGAACGUUCGACGACUACGUUGAGGGUCUGCGUGUCUUUGACAAGGAGGGCAACGGCACAGUGAUGGGCGCCGAGCUGCGUAUCGUCCUGUCAACACUGGGAGAGAAGAUGACUGAAGCUGAGAUCGAUGCUCUCAUGCAGGGUCAGGAGGAUGAGAACGGCUGUGUCAACUAUGAGGCUUUUGUCAAGCACAUCAUGUCUGUGUAAGGAAGCUGCUGCCACUGUGCUGAGCACCGGAUCUGUGCAGACCCCAUGGUGUCGAGACAUCCACUCACUGUUUCCUGCCCCACCCGGGGAAACAAAGGACUAUGAGAUGACAUUUCUAAACCCAUCUCUCGUUUUGUUUUAUUUUUUUUUCUUCCUUCUCUUUUGUUCAACCGGUGGUCUCCGUCUCUCCUCCUCUGUUGGAAGCCGUCAUCUUCUCCACUCAACGUCUCCUUGCUCUUCACACGCCAGCCCUGUCUCAUUGGGCCUUUCUCAUCUUUGGUCUUCCCAGUGGAACAGUGAGAGAGGGGAGGAUGGGAUGGACCAUCUCCUCCCAUCACCACCGCCCUGGCUGCCUCAGUUAAAGUGACUGGCUUGGCCCGGGAAUGGCCAUCAAAACGAAUCCCCUCCUUUACCUAGUCGCCCCGAGUCUUAAGUUAUUGUACCGUCCUCCCUAAUUUCACAAUAAACUUUUCAGAAACUCCCAA